AUGCAGUGCAAGCAUCGCGUGACACUUUCGUCUUCACGCCCACCCGGCAAGAAGCGCCGGUACACGCCCGAAGACCUGGAGCAAGCAGUCCAGGAGGUCGUUGGUGGAAUGCGUGGGACAGAAGUCGCUCACGCUGCCAACAUUCCGUACGAAGUUGUCAUGCGCAGGAUUAGACUCAUCAAGCCCGGCAAGGAAGUCGUCGUCCAACGCCGUGGACCAAAACCAACCCUCGCGAAGUCAUGUGAGGAAGACCUGGUGGCAUGGAUUUCGGGGAUGCAAUCCCGAGGUUACCCAACUAGCCACUAUACCAUUUUGGUCAAGCUUGGACCCUCUUGGAUCCCUGACGGGUGGCUGGUCAUAUGGUCCGCCCGAAACAGCAUCGACGAAGCAGGAGUGGCGCUGUUGUUCGACUCCAUGGGCGAAGCGAUGAAGGAGCACAACUGUUGA
This is a messenger RNA of Aphanomyces astaci, 447 nucleotides long. RefSeq lists its product as hypothetical. Lineage: Eukaryota; Oomycota; Saprolegniomycetes; Saprolegniales; Verrucalvaceae. The coding region runs from base 1 to 447 and encodes 148 amino acids. The transcript is spliced from 3 exons. The record is from RefSeq and is a predicted model, not a curated record.